AGAAAUAUCAACAUUUGUGUUAGCACAUUCGAUGAUGUCAAUACUUCAUUUGUUUUCUAUGGUGCUUCUCUUUGUUGCAUUUCUCCCUCAGAAGUACGAAGGAUGCAAAAAUUGUUAUACAACUAAGGAGAUAAAUGAUGGAGUCUCUCAAGCCCGCAAGUUGUUACUUGUCGCACCUUCACUAAAGAAAAAUGACACAUCACUAAGUGACAAAAUAACAUUUUUAGAUGUUCAUAUGACUUUGGCUUCGAUGGAGGUGAGAAGUUCUAUUCCGAAGUUGUUGGGACAAGCCUAUGCAUUAAAUGGUGGUCCGGAUGAUGUAGCCUAUUUCGCGGCGCACGCAUCAAUUCCUGGAAAGCCUUAUAAUGAAUACUUUGGAAUUGUUGCAACCAUAGAUGUGUAUGGUCAUAAUAUUCGUCAUGGCCAAAUGAGCGCAUCUUCAGUUAUGGUUGCCAACCUUGGUGAUGGGUCAAAAGAAACAUACAAUUCUAUUCGUGUCGGUUGGAUGGUAUCUCCUGAACUAUAUGGUGAUUCAUAUGCUCACUUCUAUACUCAUUGGAAUGGAGAUGGAUAUGGGAGAAAGGGGUGCUACAACAUGGAAUGCCCUGGUUUCCAAUUGGAACAGGGAUCAAAAGUAGCUCCGGGUGCUAUCAUAACUAAGGCUCCAACUACGGGUGGGUCCCAUCACACAAUUACAGUCAAAUUGUUCAAGGAGAGGUCAAGUAAAAAUUGGUGGGUGUACUACGGCAUGGACAAUGACACCCCGACAGCAGUUGGCUACUAUCCUGGAAACCUGUUUGCAGGAUUAGCAGAAAAGGCUAGUGGCAUUGCUUUUGGUGGUGAAUCACGUGCCAGAAGAAGCCUUCCAACUCCUCCAAUGGGCAGUGGAUUCUUACCAUCACCAAGUGCAGCAUCCAUGGCCAACCUUCAGUUUGUUGACCAGGAUGGUCAGAGCAUUCCUAUAUCAUCAGAUUUACCAGUUAUUGCGGAUAAACCGAAAUGUUAUUAUGUAUCACCAAUUGUGGGUGCCAAGUUUUUCUUUGGUGGUCCAGCUGGUUGCUUCUAGCAAGGUUCCUAAUCCCUAAGAUUAGGUUGGGAUAAAUGUAAUAAACUCUAGCUCUGUAUUGCCUCUUGCAGUCAUCUGUUUUCCUCUAAGCUUCAGCUUUGAUGGAACAAUAUUGCUCAAUAGAAAAAUAAAUUGUGUUGUGCA
Molecule: messenger RNA, 1210 nt
Organism: Panicum virgatum (switchgrass)
Lineage: Eukaryota; Viridiplantae; Streptophyta; Magnoliopsida; Poales; Poaceae
Exons: 6
Coding region: 32-1066 (344 amino acids)
Source: RefSeq, a predicted model, not a curated record